CCUUUCUCUACAAGGUUGUAAUUUGACACAGUAGACUGCAGUUCUCUCUCGGCAAUGAUCUUGCUGAACAUCGGAAGCACUUGAUUUGAAGGAAAAUGAACUGAAGGAUGCUGUGCAAGAAAAGAAUCGCCUGAGCCUUCAGUAUGCAAGUGUGUCCCACAAAGCACUGCAAUAUGACCAGGUAAAAUCAGACUAUGACCAUCUUAGAGAAACCCUUCUCAGAGUGACCAAAGAACGAGAUUUGGCUGUAAAGGGAAAACACCAGCUCCAAGCCAAGCUGGAGAACUUAGAGCAGGUCCUAAAGCAUAUGCGAGAGGCUGCUGAACGGCGGCAACAGCUGGAGUUGGAGCAUGAGCAAGCCUUGGCUGUUCUCAACGCCAAACAGCAGGAAAUUGAACUCCUGCAGAAGGCUCAGGUUGAAGCUAAGAAGGAACAUGAAGGAGCAGUUCAAUUACUAGAGGCCAAGGUCCGAGAGCUAGAGGAGAAAUGUCGGACACAGAGCGAACAAUUUAACCUCUUGUCCAGAGAACUGGAGAAAUUUCGACAGCAAGCAGGGAAGAUUGAUCUCCUGAGCAGUAACUCGGUGGCAUCCUCAGAUAUCCCUGGUUCUCCUGGUAAAUCUCUAUCCCAGUUAAUGAAUGGAAUAGCCACUUCUAUAGGCAAAGGUCAUGAAAGUCCUUCUGGAAGUCGUUGUGUGAUUUCAGAGUUUAUACGACCCCUUCAGAUAUCUGGAGACAAACCAGAACAAUUGUCUGUCAAACCUACAUUCCUGUCCAAGUCAAGAUCUGCUACUCCAAGAUGCAGAUUUGAUUCAGACAUGGAUAAUGAUCAGAAUUCCAAUACCUCAAAGCAGAGAUAUUCUGGGAAAGUCCAUCUUUGCAUUGCCCGUUAUAGUUACAACCCUUUUGAUGGACCAAAUGAAAAUCCAGAAGCAGAGCUCCCCCUUACGGCAGGAAAAUAUCUUUAUGUGUAUGGAGAUAUGGACGAAGAUGGCUUUUAUGAAGGGGAACUUCUAGAUGGACAAAGAGGACUAGUCCCUUCAAAUUUUGUAGAUUUUGUUCAAGACAAUGAGACCCGGUUAUCAAGCACAUUAAGCAGUGAACAAGAUCAGAAUUUUAUCAACCAUUCGGGUCCUACUUUGGAAGGAGAUCUCUUGGAGAUAAGUCCACCAAGUCACGUAGACUCUAGUGUAAUCAGCAAUGGCGGAGGGACUCUGGAUGUGAACAUUGAUGAAAUUGGAGAAGACAUUGUGCCUUAUCCUAGAAAAAUCACCCUUAUUAAACAACUAGCCAAAAGUGUCAUUGUGGGCUGGGAGCCACCAGUAGUGCCACCCGGAUGGGGAACCAUUAGCAGCUAUAAUGUUCUGGUUGACAAAGAAAUACGGAUGAACGUAGCCUUGGGAAGCAGAACGAAAGCUCUUAUAGAAAAGCUUAACAUUUCUACUUGUACAUACCGAAUAUCAAUUCAGAGCAUUACAAACAAGGGUAACUCAGAUGAACUGCAGUGCACUUUGUUAGUUGGGAAGGAUGUCAUAGUAGCCCCCUCUAAUCUUAAAGUGGAUAAUAUAACCCAGAUUUCUGCUGAGCUGUCCUGGCUCCCUACAAAUAGUAAUUACAGUCAUGUGAUCUUUCUUAAUGAAGAAGAAUUUGACAUUGUCAAGGCUGCUAGCUACAAGUACCAUUUUUUUAAUUUGAAGCCCAAUAUGGUCUACAAGGUGAAGGUCGUGGCAAAGCCCCAUCAGAUGCCCUGGCAGCUUCCCCUGGAACAACGAGAAAAAAAGGAAGCCUUUGUGGAAUUUUCUACAUUGCCAGCAGGUCCUCCAGCUCCACCCCAAGAUGUUACUGUACGGGUUGGGUCCACCCCAGCAACCAUACAGGUGUCCUGGAAACCACCAACUCUGACAGCAACAGGGACCUCCCAUGGCGCCAAUGUCACAGGCUAUGGUGUUUAUGCAAAAGGUCAACGGGUGGCAGAAGUGAUCUAUCCGACAGCAGAGAACACAUUGGUGGAGCUAAUGAGACUAAGAAGUUUGGAAGCAAAGGAACUUACAGUUCGAACGCUCUCUGCACAAGGGGAAUCAGUGGACUCUUCUGUUGCUGCCAUUCCAUCUGACCUACUGGUGCCUCCAACCCCUCACCCCAGAACUGCUCCCAAAUCUAAGCCAUUAGCAAGUGCCGGAGCCCCAGAAACCAAAGAAGAACAUUUAGGUCCACAUUUAAAAAUGGAUGAGUCAUGGGAGCAGACUCGUUCAGCAUCCCCUGUUCAUGGACACAUGCUUGAGCCACCUGCUCCUAACUUUCCCAGCCCGCUUCAGGGGAGGAGGUCUCCAUCGCCUAACCGAAUACUCCCUCAACCUCAAGGCACACCUGUCCCAAAUACUGUCGCAAAAGCCAUGGCAAGAGAAGCUGCACAACGAGUUGCAGAGAGCAAUAGGAUGGAGAGAAGGAGUGUUUUUAGUGAAAGGAGUAACGCAGCCCAGUACGCUAACUCAGAUGAUGAAGAAGAUGGCUAUGAUUCUCCUAAUAUCAAAAGAAGGGGAGCUUCAGUUGAUGAUUUCCUGAAAGGAUCAGAACUUGGAAAGCAACCUCACUAUUGCCAUGGUGAAGAGUACCAUACAGAGAGCAGCAGAGGUUCUGACUUGUCUGAUAUUAUGGAAGAAGAUGAGGAAGAGCUGUACUCUGAAAUGCAGCUGGAGGAUGGAGGAAGGCGACGAGUCAGUGUGACUUCACACAAUGCACUUAAGGAGUGCGAUAAGAAUAAGAACACUGAAGCCACAUUUUUGGAACAGCCUGACUUUUCACAGCAGAUACAUCACAGUAAAAAGCUUUUCAGUAUUCCAGAAGUAGCUGAAGAGGAUGGUGAAUACUCUGAACUGCUGUACAAGCAGGGUUUAGGUAUGCCCUAUAAAAAGAAUCCCACAAUAGCUAGAGACUCUAGACUACCUAGGCCCUACAAUCAAGACCAGCAGCACAACUUCUGGUACCCAACCAAGCACAGAAUUUCAGGCAUGGAGGAUUUUGCUGCAGACGACAAAGGAUGUAAAUAUAGCCGAUCCUUAUCGAGAAGCCCAGACAGUGGACUUGACUGUGGAAGUGAAGAAGAAGAAUCUCGGUUCAAUUUCAGAUAUACUUGUGAUUCAGUUUCUGCCAACGUUGCAUCUAGCUGUUGUGCAGAGACUGUUAACUGUUCCUGCAGGAAAAGCAUGAGGCCAUUGCUUGCUCGCAGGAAAACUUUAACCAGACAAACCAGCAUCGAAGAAGAUUUUGGUGACCUGGGUCCUUCCUUUGUAGAGCCCAGGAGUGAACAGGUCAAGCCCAGUUACGAGAAAAAGUAUGAGACUCAGAAAUGUAAUAGAACAGAUAAUUUGUCUAAUGAAGAUGUUCAGGGAGGCUGGAAGACCGACUUAAAAAUGGCUGACUCUAGGGCAGCUGGUCUACUUGCAAAGCCAUCCCACAGAGAUGCAGAAGACUCUCUGCUUUUAGGUAAUCCAUCAUCCGCAGGACGGCCUGAAAGGGCGGAGCAUGCAGGGCGAAGGUCCUCUCAUGGCAGUGCAGUGCCACAAAGGUCUCGACCAAUGUUGGUCCCUUCCAUUGAUGGCUAUGGUGGUCGUGACCAUCUUUCUCCAGAUAUUUAUGAAGAAUCAGAAACAGAUCCUGGCACAGAGGAUAUUUGUACUCGAAUAUUUGUUGCACUCUUUGACUACGAUCCACUGACAAUGUCCCCAAAUCCUGAUGCUGCAGAAGAGGAGCUGCCCUUUAAAGAAGGACAGAUCAUUAAG
Molecule: messenger RNA, 3778 nt
Organism: Balearica regulorum gibbericeps (East African grey crowned-crane)
Lineage: Eukaryota; Metazoa; Chordata; Aves; Gruiformes; Gruidae
Source: RefSeq, a predicted model, not a curated record